Molecule: messenger RNA, 915 nt
Organism: Pieris macdunnoughi
Lineage: Eukaryota; Metazoa; Arthropoda; Insecta; Lepidoptera; Pieridae
Source: the annotation of a GenBank genome assembly
AUGUGGACUGAAAACGACGAUAAAAUAGAGGAACGUGUGCGCAAUGGAUUGGGCGCUGUCAACUCGGUGGCCGUUAAUGAUGACCGGAUCGCUCCGGUGCCAAGCACAGCCGCUGCGACACCAUCCAUAUCCAAUUUGAACGUGAAUAAUUCAAAAAAAGUGCACAUUGGUCCAAAAUUUGUAUCCGUCACGCAGAAUGUACAAAAUCAAGAGGUGGUCAAAGGCCGCUUUCUAGGCCUUGAGUUGGUCUCGCCAAAUAAUGCACGUACACUACGCUGCAGUGUGGCUGUCUUCGUUUGCUGGGCAUUUCUCGUAGCAUCUGGCCUGGCAAUCUACCUCUUAUACAUGACCCUACUCAAACACCAAACACGACUAGACAUAGGUCUGACGGAGUCCUGGUUUCUUCGGCGAGAAGACUGGCAAGCCUUGCCUUCUUACAGUGAAGAAUUUCUUGUACUCCCAGUAUCCUCUGUGAUAAUAGGACAUUCAGCCUCAAAGUACUGUAAUCAGAAGUUCGCUUGUGUAGAAGAGAUGUUAUCCAUACAACAAGAUCAUUUGAGAAGGGGUUGGUUGGAUAUUGGCCCUAAUUUUCUCGUGGGGGGUAACGGAUUGGUUUUUGAAGGGAGAGGGGCGAACAUUUUGGGCGUCAUGGUAUCAUUUUGGAAUAGAAGAAGCAUCACAAUAAUGUUUAUCGGAAACUACGUAAAUGACGUACCUGAUGACGCACAGUUUCUACAUGUAAAUAUUUUACUAAAAAGAUUAGCCGAACUGGGAGUGUUGACGCCGAACUUUAUAGUUUACGCACAGUGCCAAGUACAGCCGUUGACUGUCCCACCGGGUCGACAUUUAUUGCGAUCAAUGGACAAAAUAAUUCACUGGAAACCUUUAAACAUUACGGGUUGUUUAUCCAGAUGA